GCACGCCAGGCUCCCGGCACCCGCACGCCAGGCUCUAGGCACCAGUCCGCUUAUUCGCUCCGCACGCCCGUCCGCGCCCGCCAUGGCCUCCAUCCAGCAGCUGGUCGGAAGAUGGCGCUUAGUGGAGAGCAAAGGCUUUGACGAGUACAUGAAGGAAGUAGGAGUGGGAAUGGCCCUACGAAAAAUGGGUGCAAUGGCCAAACCAGAUUGUAUCAUCACUUUUGAUGGCAAAGACCUCACCAUCAAAACGGAGAGCACUUUGAAAACCACACAGUUUUCCUGUAACCUGGGACAGAAGUUUGAAGAGACUACAGCUGAUGGCAGAAAAACUCAGACUGUCUGCGACUUUACCAAUGGAGAAUUGGUUCAACAUCAAGAAUGGGACGGGAAGGAGAGCACAAUCACAAGAAAAGUGGAAAAUGGGAAAUUAGUGGUGGUAUGCGUCAUGAACAAUGUCACCUGCACUCGGGUCUAUGAAAAAGUAGAGUGAAAAUUCCCUCAUCAUUUGGGAUAGGAAUUAGUUGUGAGGAUGAACAAGCUCAGUUCAAUGAGCAAAUCUCCAUACUGCUUUUUUUCAUUACUAUAUUCAAUUAUCUUUAUCAAAAACAUUUUACUUUAACUAUUUCAAAGUGUUGGCUUAAUAGGAUCAUCGCUUUGGUUAGUAAAUAAAUCAGUUUGUGCU
Molecule: messenger RNA, 682 nt
Organism: Sus scrofa (pig)
Lineage: Eukaryota; Metazoa; Chordata; Mammalia; Artiodactyla; Suidae
Gene: FABP5
Product: fatty acid binding protein 5
Molecular function (GO): lipid binding
Source: RefSeq, marked provisional